UUUUAGCAUUUGUUUUUUUUUUCAUUGUCCAUACAGGAUAUGUCUGUUUGGCAUUACAUUACUAAGAGUUUGUUGAGUUAUUUUGAGUGAAAAAUAUUGUUUUGGAACUAAAAAGCAACAAGGAUUCUCAGUUGUAGUACAAGUGUGUAUUAAUUGUCUAGAAAUGAGUAAGCAUAAUUCCAAAAAUCCAAAUUAUUCAAGUUAUUUAAUGGAAAAUUAUGAACAAAUGCUGCGUACAAUGAAUCUUCGAUUGGAUAAAUUAGGUUGUAAAUACCCAGGAAUUGAAAAAUAUAAGUAUAACGGUUUCGUUAUUGAACCAGCCGGGAAAGAUGACGCGGCAUGUUUGAAAAAGCAUGUUUUUAAGUCUGGCUUAGGCUAUAAAUCAGAUGAUAGUGACUUCAAUGAUAUGGGUAGUGGUUGGAAAUAUUAUAAGGGCUCUGUUGAAAAGGAUGAAUCCAGUGAUGAAUCUUCUGACACCGAAAUUGAAGAGGCGGCCGAAGAAACUAAAAAUAAUCAGCCCGUAGAUUUUACUAUAUUCAUACGUGAUUUACAUGUACGUUUGAAGGAUAAAUUCCAAGCGUUAAAAUGUCAGGCCUGUGCUGCUUACAAGAGAAAAAAAAUUUUCAUGAUUUAUGGUAAUUUUAAUGCUGUACGAACGAUUUUACUUAUGCGUGGAUGGUUGGAAAAACACACUCCAGCACUUGAGAAUGAGUUUAAAGGAUCUAAAUUAGAGGAAAUUCUAAAUUUAGCAGCUAAAGGAAAUAAAUAUGAAGCUGCAUUUUUAUCAAAAUUAAUGCUCGGAUAUCCAGCCUAUUUUGUCUGGCAAACAAAAUCGCAGGAAGACUUUUUCAAGAAAUGCUAUCCAUUUAGGAAUAUUAUACGACGUACUGCAAGAUUGGAUUUUACCUCUAAAAUUGGUUUGAUCAAAUGUGCUGAACGUACUUUACAUAAUCGUUCAGACGGCAAAUGUGUGCUGAAUUUUCCCCGAUUCUAUAGGCUGUCUGGUGAGUUUGAAGAAAGCGACAAGUUCAUCAGGGAUUUUUAUAGCACGCAAUGUAGGAAUUUUAUACGAUUCAUAGUAAGGUACGAUAAAUAUUACGCGAAAAUCAUAGAUGAAUACAAAGGCAGUAUACCAGAAGCAACAAUCUUGUUUGCUCUUCAAUCUUUGGAAAAUCAAUUUCUAGAGUAUGACUAUAAGCUCAUCGAUGAGGUGGCAACAAUUCGUACUAAAAAAAUGCAUUUGGUGUGGAAAGAAUUUAUCGAGCGCACUAAUAAAGUUUUAAGUAAAAGAGCAAAAAUUAAAAUCGACUUAGAUACUUUUAGAAGUUAUGUGCAAAGAGGCAGAUUUACUCUAGAAGUUUUAGAUGAAAAAAAUCCACAAUUCAAAUGGGAUGGUAUUUAUAAUGUAUGGAUUUUAAAACCAGCGUAUGCCAAUUGUGGGCUUGGUAUAGUUGUCACUAGAGAUGUUGAUGAAGCUUUACAGAUCGCUAAGAAGAAUGGUGUUAAACAGUAUAUAGCGCAAAAGUAUAUAGAACGUCCUUUAUUGAUUUAUAAGACGAAAUUUGACAUAAGGGCGUAUAUGUUAAUAUCCUUACAUAGCAACGGUAUAUUUAUUUGGAUGUAUCACGAGUGCUACCUUAGACUUUGUUCCAAUAAAUACACGAUUUCUGAUUUAAGAGAACGAGUACAUUUGACAAACAAUGCUGUGCAAAAAAACUUCGGAAAUGCAACAAAUCGUGACACCCGUUUGCCCACUAAUAAUAUGUGGAGUCUAAAGGAAUUCAAAAGUUAUAUUAAAGAAAUUUCAGGUAGUGAUACUAUAUAUAAUACAAUAAUAUUUCCAGGAUUUGUAAAUAAUGUGGUGACUAUUGCCACAGCAUAUCUUAAUGAUAUUAUAUAUACGAAAAAUACAUUCGAGCUUUAUGGUUGUGAUUUUAUGAUUGAUGAAAAUUUUCAUCCAAUUUUAAUUGAAAUAAAUUCAUCCCCCGCACUUACGGCUUCGACAAGUGUUACAGAAAUAUUAUGCCCAAUAGUAUUAAACGAUCUCAUAAAGGUUAUUGUGGAUUUUUCCAAAAAUCCCUACACAGAAACAGGACAAUUUCAAUUAGUAUUUGGAGUAAAAAAUAUUGAUACAUUUGGUUUGACAUCGUACAAUACUCCCAACAAUAGAGGACCAAUAUUUUCGUUAAUAGGAAAUGGAAGACUGACAACAACAAGGGAAGAAAAAAAUAAAUGUUUGAAUAUGAAGAAGAAGAAUGUCCAUAAUCAAGUUAAAAAACCAGUUAAAAUUAUACAGAAAAUUUUUACUCCAGCCAAUAAGAAGGUAACGGCGAAUGAUCCAGAAAUAGACAUUAAAAGAUUUGAAGAUUUAUUAUUUAGCGAACUUAAAAUGAAACCUAAUGUCAUUAAAGAACUCAAUGCUUCUGAAGACAGAAACCAGCAAAAAAGUUUAACGGCAGCGUCAGCUUUCAAACUAAACUUGAGGAAUAAGCCAGCCAGACAGAUGGGGAAAAACAAGUAAAUGUUCCAGCAAGUAAAAUUUCAAAUUUCAAAAUUCUAAAUUAAUACAAAUUAUUUAUUUGAUAUUCUCAAAGAUAAUUAUUGGAAAUAACUCUCAACAACUACGGACAA
Molecule: messenger RNA, 2631 nt
Organism: Teleopsis dalmanni
Lineage: Eukaryota; Metazoa; Arthropoda; Insecta; Diptera; Diopsidae
Product: tubulin glycylase 3B-like
Exons: 4
Coding region: 164-2521 (785 amino acids)
Biological process (GO): protein polyglycylation; cilium assembly; cilium movement
Cellular component (GO): cilium
Molecular function (GO): protein-glycine ligase activity, initiating
Source: RefSeq, a predicted model, not a curated record